Molecule: messenger RNA, 4268 nt
Organism: Dermacentor silvarum
Lineage: Eukaryota; Metazoa; Arthropoda; Arachnida; Ixodida; Ixodidae
Product: transcription factor MafA-like
Exons: 1
Coding region: 241-1293 (350 amino acids)
Biological process (GO): regulation of transcription by RNA polymerase II
Cellular component (GO): nucleus
Molecular function (GO): DNA-binding transcription factor activity, RNA polymerase II-specific; RNA polymerase II cis-regulatory region sequence-specific DNA binding
Source: RefSeq, a predicted model, not a curated record
AGAAGCGAGCCCGGGCACCUGUGCGCCGACCGGGCGCUGUUUGCGGGGCGCGCAAACAGCGCCGGCCGGCGGCGCACGUGCGAGCAGCAUCGACUCACCGGGGCUGCGGGACCGUGGCGAGAACUUAAGACUCGGGACGGGGCGAGAGGGGGCCGUGGCCUAGCGGCUGGCGCGCGCUGACGUCACGCGCGCCGCGGCUGUCGAUUGGCGCAAAGUGCAGCGGCGCUGGCGCUCAUAAAUAUGUGGGGCAAGUCGGCGGGGGCCGAGCUCUUUGGAGCGCAAGUCGUGUGUGGAGCGCGCCGCGAGCGGAGUCUUGUGAGCCCGAGCCGAGCGCGCGGCGCAAGUGUGGCCCUGUACGCGGGUGAAGCGGGCGAGGCCGCGGUGGCAGCGUGGCUCGGCGGCGCGCCCCCGGACCCUGCCUGCCUGUACUUCCAGCAGGGCGGCGCGGCGGCGGCCACGCCGUCGCCGUCGGGCUCGUCUUUGAGCUCGUCCCUCGAUGAAGACGCCAUGGCGGGCGACGAGUACAGCUUCGACCUGGAGAACCUCGAGGAGGUCGUCAAGCAAGAGAUGGGCGCCAAGUACGCGGCACUUCAGCCCGAGCUACAGCAGCUCGAGCAUCUGCGCCGGCCGCUGGUCGGCAGCACGCCGGGCACACCGCCGGACACGCCGCCCGGCUCGACCGCCUGCCCGGCAUCGCCCGAGUUCGGCGCCUGCAUGCCGGACGACAGCAUGAUGUGGCUGUCGCAGCCGCCACCGCCGCCGGCGCCGCAUCAGGCGCCGCACCAAGCGCACGUGCGCUUCGGACACCAGGAGCCGCUGGACCUGCGGCCGCAGGGGGACCUCGAGUGGCUGCAGCUGCGCCGCGACCUGGAGGGCCCACGGCCCCCGAUGCCCCCGCCGCUGCCCAUGCGGGACAUCUUGGACGACGAACAGCUGAUCUCGCUGUCUGUGCGCGAACUCAACAAGCGACUCCACGGGUUCCCCCGCGAAGAAGUGGUUCGCCUCAAGCAGAAGCGUCGGACGCUCAAGAACCGCGGCUACGCGCAGAACUGCCGGACCAAGCGCCUGGCGCAGAGGCACGAGCUGGAAAGCAGGAACCGCAUCCUUCAGGCCGAGGCCAACCGUUUGCGUCAGGAGCUGGAACGCGCCUGCCAAGAACGCGACUUCUACAAGCAGCAGCUGGGCGCCGCCGCCCGCGCCCGCGCUCAGCAGCCGCAGCCGCCGCCACAGCAGCAGCAGCUGCCGCCGCCACCCCACGGACUCGGGCCCGGCUCGCCGGACUUCCUCAUGUGACUCGGGCCGGCCCGCACAGGCGGUUCCGCCAAGUGGCCGCCGCGCAAUUGAAAGAGACUGUACGAAAGGCGGCAGCCACGCCGCCGACGAACAGUGCGCCGUCGCCUGGCCUGAUGCCCCAGCCGGCGCGCACCCCCACAGACUGUACGAAAGGCGGCUCCCAACCGCUGACGACUACCCCGCUUGCGCUUGCUUUGCUUGUCCCUUGUCUUGCCCGCCGCCGCUCAAAGUUCAACGAGGUUCGCGUUCUAGAGCAUGGGCCUCCAGGUGGGCGGCUCCCGGGACGCCGGCCAGUUUGCUAUCAACAGGUACGAAAGGCUCCGCAUGGCCGUACGCAUUUGCCCCCUUGAUCGCCGACAGUCGCGCGUGCCAAGUCGCGGGUAGGAGACGCCGCACCGGCGCCGGGUCGUGGCCCGGGUCGCUGCGCUGUCUCCUCCCCGCUGUCAUGCCGUUGCCUAAGCCCUGGCGCUCCGCGGAUACACGCUGCGCUAGUCUAGGCGCGCAAUGUUCUGUCACGCCCCACUCACGCGCCCUGCCGCUUGUGUUCUCGAGCACACGCUCUCUCUUCGGCGCACGCAGCCCCAUGCCGAGCAUUUUGUUUUCUUUAAUAUUAUUUCUUCAUGCCGGUGGUUAGAGUAAAUGCUAGUCGUGGUCAAAACGUGAUAGUGUCGCUGUCAUCGUGACUUUGCUACAAUUCUGGUCUGCUUGUACUUCUUGAGAUACACCAUAUGAGUGCGACGCAGUUAUUUGCGGAUGAUGAAGUAGCAAAGGCAGUGCAAUUAUAUCGACUAGCACGUGUACUCCUUCCUUUUGUCUGCGGUGUCGAUUAUGAAAGAAAAAUGGAGAAACAGUUGUGUUUUCUAGUCUUGUUCGCGUACGUGAAGGCUAUGAAAUGGAAGGGUUGUAUUCCGCAUGGUUGCCUUAAACCAAGGCAGUAGAUCUCGUGUGUAGUGCAUAGUUGCGAUUCAAUAGCCAUAUUUACUGGAUAGGAGAUAUGGCUGUCAUUCCUAAUCUGAGUUGUUAAAUUUGUGUGCAUUAACUCGUUAUCCCCACAUUUAAACAAGGAACAUUCAUGCAUAUACAUGAGACUUACCAGUUCUGACCACGACAAGGGAACACCUCAUAUUGUAUUACUUUUGUACAAGUAACAUUCUAUACUACUGGCGCGCCUCUGCUUUGACAAUUAGGGAACAAGGCAGAUUGCCAUUAUCCCUAACCAUGUUUUUGAUCCCUUCAUGUCCGAAUAAGCACUACAGUGUUGUACUCACGAGUGACAUAACACGAUGUUCUAUCAUGCAUUUUGAUUAUCUAUGUGAAAAUUUCAGUGUACUUAACGUGUAAAAGUCCUUUCGAAGCGGGGGAAACCGGCCACGGCGGUUUAACUGGCCAGCACUUUAGAUGCAGUGACCUUUGCCAUUAGAGUGCAACCUGGACACCAGUGCUUGCGGUGUUGUUAGGCGAAGUUAUAAUAAGCUUGAAAGAAGUCUUGUUACUGCGUGUGCAAUAUGCGCGAAUGUUAUCAAAGCCCUUGAUAUCCUUUUCUCUACCUUGAUGCCGUCUGCACCAUUAUAAUUUCAUGCCUAUACACAGAGCUAAAUAAUCAACUGUGAGCCAGCUUACUGGUCUUUUCAGCCCUGUUGAAACGUUCGACUACAACCGGUGUGUUUCUAGUGGACGUUUAUCCAGCGUGUGCCAACACGACAACCCUACUUUUUAAAGUGAGAUAUAGUUCCUGGAAUCAAUGUGGACACUGCCUUAGCAACUAAAACUUUAUUUUAACCAUUGAAGCUUGUGCAAUAAUGUUAUGUCCGAGACAGCCAACUGUGGGAAUCCGCCACGACAAAGCCUUAACAGAAACUGCAAGGAAGGUAUACAAGCGCCACCACAAAGAAUCAAGGCAAAACAAAUGCAGUGUCCGCAAGAGUGAGUUGCUUAGUCCUUACUUCUUUAGUGCAAACUCGACAGCCGACAAGCACUGAAUCCAUAGGCACCUCGUUCCUGGGGUCUCCCUAAUGUGGCCUCAAGUGGUCCGGUACUAAUUCAUGCAUUAUCUAUCUCGUGGCAACAUGUGAGCAGUUCCGUUUUUCCCUCAGCAGUCGGUCGUCAAAUCACAAAAGAGAUAUCUCCGUUCGUAAUGCGAAUACGGUUGUUGAAGUCAACGAGUAGAGAUGAGCGAUGUGCAAUGUUUUAAAAAGUACACUACAUUACUUUUUCGCUUUUAUUUUUAUGUCAAAUCAAAGCAAUUUUGUUGGGGCGUGAUUCCUGCUUUAAGCUCAUCAAUAGUUUUGAUGCGACAAGGGGGGAAAACGCACGCUAUUUUCUACUGUGAUAAGUAAGGCUGUAUAUUAAUAUGUGUGUGCAAAGAAAAAGAAACGCUUAAUUUGUUUUUAUUUCAAGUUGUUUUAUGUCCGAGAAAUUUCCACGCUGUUAUAUGAACUUGUGCAUGUAUGUAAUUGUAUAAUAUCCACACGCAUAUACAAACUCGUGUAAAUAUUCUCUAUGUACGCGGUACCACUGUGUUCCACUGAAGAAGCAGGAGUGCAUGAUGUUUCGUUCAUCGUUAAUUCGAGGUUUCCCCUUUUCGUAUGGGGCUAAUAUCUGUACCGCCAGCGCGCUGCGAAAAGCGCCCCUGCUUCGCCAGUGAGGAUACCCCAAGGUGAAUGCUUCCUCUCAUAAAGAAUGAAUAUAAUAUUAUUCCUGCUAUUAUACUGUCUUCUCCUUCAUUGAGAUUCAGGACAGCCUGUUCUGGGCUACAUGUACGUGCUUCAGUUCGCUUUUAAGCGCCUGUACAUACGUUCUCGCCUAGGUGGUACGUUUUAAGACAGUGGAAAAAUAUUCAAUCCUGUCAGCUUUUCGUAAAAGGUGUGCGUGUGCGCUGUAAUGAGGACAUUUACGUUACUGACACUGCUUUCCAGGAGACGAGUGUCACGGUGUAAAAAAAAAUCAAGCAAUAAAAGGAAACAUCAAUGCCAAAA